Messenger RNA from Helicoverpa zea (corn earworm), 3237 nucleotides. RefSeq names its product ATP-dependent Clp protease ATP-binding subunit clpX-like, mitochondrial (gene ClpX). The record is from RefSeq and is a predicted model, not a curated record. Gene Ontology annotation, cellular component: mitochondrial matrix. Bases 351 to 2057 code for a protein of 568 amino acids. Lineage: Eukaryota; Metazoa; Arthropoda; Insecta; Lepidoptera; Noctuidae. Gene Ontology annotation, biological process: proteolysis; protein folding; protein catabolic process. The transcript has 13 exons. Gene Ontology annotation, molecular function: ATP hydrolysis activity; zinc ion binding; protein dimerization activity.
AACAACGUGGUACAAAAAUUUCAUUUUCUUUCACAUCAAAAUCAGCUGUGAACAUCAGUAUGGCCGCUCCAUUAUCUAAAAAAUAAAAUUGUUUUUGUAAAAUCAUACAAAAAAAACAGUAAAGUGCAGUUUUCGUACUUACACCGUCUAAUUGUACAUUUGCGAAUAGUGUUGAUGUUGACUAAAAGUGUUGCGUCAUGACAGAGACCUCUCACUGACAAACAAAUACAAUAAAAAUUGCGACUCGCUUAUUACGGCGACUUAUUGUAAUUUCUAUUUGGCUCGUGUAACGUUUCUGUCGUUUGGUUGAGGGCUGAUGUUAUUACUGAAUCGUCGUCGAAGUUUAUAUAAUGAGUAGUGUUAGAUUGAGUUUCGUAUCCGUGGGAAGGAUAGCAGUGAGAAGAAAUUCACAAAUAUCAGGAGUACAACAAUGUCGUACACUCCGACGGUCGUGCCCUCGAGGGUUCAGCACGUGCUCAGUGAUGUGCAAGAGCCCCACGGAACAGCCGCCCGGCCCGCCGCAUCCACACCCGCCUAAAGAUGCCGCUGGUGCUGCAGGCACUACAUCAGGUGGCAAGAAGUCAGGGUCCGGCAGUGGGGUCCUCACGUGCCCCAAGUGCGGGGACCCGUGCACCCACGUGGAAACCUUCGUCAGCUCCACGCGUUUCGUCAAGUGCGAUAAAUGCCACCACUUCUUCGUGGUGCUAAGCGAAGUGGACACCAAGAAGAGCAUCAAGGAUAAUGCGGAUAAUAAGUCUGGAUUCUAUAGAAAACCUCCGCCACCUCCGAAGAAGAUCUUCGAAUACUUGAACAAGCACGUUGUGGGUCAGGAGUACGCCAAGAAGGUGCUGUCGGUGGCAGUGUACAACCACUACAAGAGGAUCUACAACAACGUCACCAGCGGCACGCCCACAGACGCACACCAUCCCUUACAUCACACACACAGAGAUCUCCUUCACCUAAGUCACGGCAACAACAGUGGCGGCGCUGAGGUGCUUGAGCGACAGCAUCACGAGUUGAGGCUCGAUAAGAGCAAUGUGCUGCUGCUUGGUCCUACUGGAUGCGGUAAAACUCUCCUAGCGCAAACGAUAGCGCAGUGCCUGGACGUGCCGUUCGCGAUCUGCGACUGCACCACGCUCACGCAGGCCGGCUACGUCGGCGAGGACAUCGAGAGCGUCAUCGCUAAGUUGCUGCAGGAUGCUAACUUUAACGUUGAGCGAGCACAGACAGGCAUCGUGUUCCUAGACGAGGUGGACAAAAUCGGCGCCGUGCCCGGCAUACACCAGCUCAGGGAUGUCGGAGGCGAGGGAGUCCAACAAGGCAUGCUGAAGAUGCUGGAAGGCGCCGUGGUGUCGGUGCCCGAGCGCAACUCGCGCAAGCUGCGCGGCGACGCCGUGCAGGUCGACACCACCAAUAUAUUGUUCGUCGCCAGUGGCGCUUAUAAUGGUCUCGACAGACUAGUGCAGCGCCGCAACAACGAGAAGUACCUCGGCUUCGGCGCGUGGGACCCGCGCUCCGGGCGCCGCGCGGCGCUGGCGGCCGCCGCGUCCGACGCCUCGCCGCUCGACUCCGCGCGCGCCGAGAACGACGAGCGCGACGCCUGGCUGCGCAAGGUGCAGGCCCGCGACCUCAUCGACUUCGGGAUGAUACCCGAGUUCGUGGGCAGAUUCCCCGUGCUAGUACCUUUCCAUAGUCUGAACCAAGAUCUGCUUGUACGGAUACUAACGGAACCUAAAAACGCUAUGGUAUCCCAGUACAAGCUGCUGUUCGCGAUGGACAAGUGCGAGCUGACGUUCAGCACGGAGGCGCUGGCCGCCGUCGCCGCCAUGGCCAUGGAGCGCAAGACCGGCGCCCGCGGCCUCCGGGCUAUCAUGGAAAACCUACUCCUAGAAGUGAUGUUCGAGAUCCCCGGGUCGGAUAUCUCGUCGGUGCACAUCCACGAGGGCUGCGUGUCGCGCUCGGAGCCGCCGCAGCUGUCGCGGCGCCGCGAGCAGCCCGACGCCCGCCCCGCGCCGCACGACCUCGACGACUGGCCCUCGGUGCGCCUGCACAACUAGACUCAAAGCGUCAGUCUCGCAACCAUCUGUCACUCAUUCGUGUGUGCUGUGAGCGGAAACAUGUAUGGUGGACACAACCCAACAAUCUGCCCACGAUUCGACAGUAACGACCAACGCCCUCUACCUUUCCAACCGAGGUAACACUCGUUACUGACAUAAAAAACCCCCCAAGAGGGAUAUAAGUGUUAAAAAAAUACAAAAUAGAAAAAAAAACAUUGUUUUCGUUUUUUUUUUUUGUGAAAUUGUGCUUCAUUGUGACGGCCGGGAGUCCUGUUUGUAAUAGUAUUCCUAACAUCAUUCCUGUAAGAGUUCGGUACCUAUUUUACGGAAAACACGGUUUUCUUGUGUUAAAACCACCCGUAAAGUUCGUACUUACUAGGUUUGAAUGUAGUUGAUAUCUCGAUGUUACACACAAAUGUAGUUGUAAAUAAAAUAGAUAUAUUAGAAAAGCAUUUGAAUUCAGCCAAGUUCAAUUGUAUGUCUGUUUAAAACGAUAGGUAAUGUUAGUUAAUUAGGACUCCUGAGUAGACAUGUUUCCAACUAGCAUUUCAUGAAAAAUUCAGUUUUGUUCAAAGUUUUCGACAGAUUUACGUAAUAGUCUUUAUACUCUAAAUUCAAAAUCAUGGAUGAAUCAAUCCUGGUAUUUGUAGACUUCGGACCGUAAGGUCUUAUUAUCAGUUCCUUACGUUAGUUUAUGUUGGAAAACAUUAAAAUGUUGUAUCGGCCACCAUACAACAUACUCUUGUGAUGUAAAUUACUGUAAAUAGUAAUAAAUAAUAAUGAUAAAUAGAAAAAAACUGUUAUUAUUAAGGUUUAUUAAAAAUAAAUAGGGUUCACUAUUGUACAUCCCAGAUAAGUUGUAAGUACGAAAAGUCACAGCAAAUGUUGUUAGUUGAAAAAUAGAUUCUUUUUAUUUCGGCCUGCAAUACUGAGAAGGAAUGACGUUUUGACAUUUUGUUAAUUGUUAUACAUAAUUAUUUUUUUAUUUAUAAAUGGAUCGUUGUGGUGUGAUUAUAAUAAGUGUGAAUAUUUUUUUGUUAAACAACCUCCAAAAAUAUGUGUCUAAUAUAAUUCUGGACUUGUGAUAGGAUAAAUUUUAUGGCAUGUUGAUAUAAUCACAUUGCAACUCGAGUAAAAUAGUAUAAGCCUAUUUUCAAUUUAAAAUAUAAAGAAAACCAAA